CUCUGUUCAGUGGAUUCAGUACAGCGACUUGAAUAGUUGAUCUUCAGUGGUUCUUUGGCCGUGACUUGUAUAGCAUUCAGGAUUCUUAUUUUGUGAUAUUGAAAGGACAUCCGGAACAGAAAAUGGAGCUUAGGGUGGCCCUAGUCAGUCUCCUUGUUGUUCUUCUCGUUUCCGACAUUAUCGAAGCAAAGAAAAGCGGUGGAGGAAGUCGAAGAGGAACUGGAAGUGGAUGGGGAUUCAAAUCCAGAACAACAUCCAGGCCUCAAAUUUCUCAAAGCCGACCAACACAAACAAACCAAGGAGCGAGUGAAGCUCAAAAAGGACAAGAUUACAGAGACUGGGCAGGCAAAUUAACCGGAGCCGGUCAUGAUCAACCUCCAAAAUUAGGUGGAAGUUCUGUUCAGAACCAAAACCAUCGAGGAUCACAACCAGGAGCGGUAGGAUGGAAUGUUCCAAGCAAUAAUAAACCUUCAGCUCCAGAGUAUACUGCUUCGAAGACAUCUGCAACUCAUACACAGUCAGGAAAUCCCUACGCCCAGCAACCCAGUUCUAAUCCCUAUAAUCCAUCUGGAGGAUACCACAAUCCUUCGGGAGGAUACAACCCAUCGGGAGGAUACAACCCAUCAGGUGGAUACAAUGCACCAAAUUCGGGAGGAUAUAACCCAUCGGGCGCGUACCAUCCACCAGCAUCAGGAGGAUACGGCCAAUCUAGCGCUCACUAUCCUCAAACACACGGAAGUCCCUACAACCAACCACACCAACAGCCUUAUCAGCCUUAUCAGCCACCCCAUGGAGGGUACAACAAUCCAUCAGGAGGCUAUAAUCCAUCAGUUGGACAACCUGUUAUAAUUCAAGCUGCAGGCCAGCCCUACAAGCCAGGCAUUGGACAAAUUGCCAAGGAAGCUUUCGUCUUCGCUGGUGUAAGUGCUGGAGUCAAUGCUGCUGUGAAUAGAAUUCUUCCCGGGGGAAUUUAUGGCAACUCUCAUGGAAGCAGUGGUGGUGGUGGUAAUGUCAGCCCAAGUGGAGUUGUUCCCACUUCAAACACCCAGAUCACCUACAACAAUUAUUACAACGGAACAGCACCAGUAGCUGCACCUGAUGGUGCUGCACCUGCUGCAGCUCCAGCCCAGGAAGCUCCUCAACCUGUUACACCUCUUGCAAGUGGACCAGGAGCUCAGACCCCAGCAGCUGGUACAAGUGCGCCAGUUGCAAACAGUAAUCCAAGUCCAGCUCCUGCUGCUGAUGCUUCAGGAUCUUCAACACAAAAUUCGAAGUCCCAAGACCCUGGACAAAAUAAUCCUAGUCCGUUGGGAUUCAUCAUAUCUAAUGAUGAUAUCCAGAAAUUGACGGAAGACCUUUUCAAGAAGGAGACGCACAAUGCUAAUAAGCACAUUACGGUGAACUUGCAAGGACAGAAGAAGGAUGAUAGCACUACUGAUGAUGCACCUGAACCUCUCUUAACCGUGAAGCCAGAAGCCUACGAAAUCCCAACAAUAAAAUCCGUUCUUGCCCUCCACGACAAUUACGAGUUGAACGUCAAGACUAAAGAAGAUGUGACACCAGAGGAACGGAAAGAAGAGUCGGAUUUACUCGACGAGUUCCUGAAAUCCGAAGUUCUUCUGGGCGCGAUGAGGUUUUUGGCAGAGAAAGGAUACAUUCCUAACGAUGAAUAUGAAUUCAAAGACACCCUGAAACGAAUCUGGUUCUCUCAGUUCAAGAGAAUCGACGGAGAUGCUUCCAGUUCUGGAUUCGAAACCGUCUUCUUAGCUGAACAAUUCGACUCGGAAAUCAUUGGCCUACAUAACUGGAUCUACUUUGCUAAACAAGAAGAGGCUAAUAAGAUCAAUUACCUGGGAUACAUCAAGGAACAGAAACUCGGAGAAAACGGUGCUAUUGUGAAACUACGAUCAUCCCUCAACGGCGUAAUACAUCCCGUAACCACCAUCUUCGUAGGAACUUCCCCAGAACUCGAAAUGGCUUUGUACACAAUUUGUUUCUACACAAGACCAAAUAAUGUAUGUCCAGUUUCUCUUGGAGGUUCCCAGUUCAUGAUAAUCGCCAACAGAGUAAAUUAUUUCGGAAAGGACAUUAUUGUUUCGGGCUAUCCCGAAAUUUAGAGCUCGCACCUCGAUAAUUUCGAUAAUUAUCUUUAAUUCGAUUAUUUUUUUAAAACCUAUUAUUCAUAUGCAUAAAAAGAUGCAAGUUUUGUAAGUGGAAAAGCUAAUUUUUGAAAGUAUAGACUUAUGGAGAAUUACUCAUUACGAGAACAAUACUCAUUUGAAACUGGUACUGAUGUAGAGAUACCACAAAUGGUAAUCUAAUAAGCACCUUGACCACGUCUUAUAGUAAAAUCAUAGACUCAUAUUUAAUUUUAUCAUAUUUUAUAAGAGUAGAUACGCAAGAAGCGAGGUUUUGAUAAUGUCAUAUUCAGCCGAUUUAUGAAUUAUAAUUGUAUAUGCAAAAGUGCAUUUGAAUAAAAAGAUGAACAAGAAAA
Belonocnema kinseyi is the source of this 2494-nucleotide messenger RNA. Its product is annotated as poly(U)-specific endoribonuclease homolog. The transcript is spliced from 7 exons. The record is from RefSeq and is a predicted model, not a curated record. NCBI's taxonomy places the organism in Eukaryota, Metazoa, Arthropoda, Insecta, Hymenoptera, Cynipidae. The coding region runs from base 123 to 2117 and encodes 664 amino acids. Gene Ontology annotation, molecular function: RNA endonuclease activity.